GCUGGUUUGAGAGGGAGGGCACACUGGUCAGGGUUCCUCGAGAGUGUCUGGGCUCACGACAAGAGCUAUCCCCCCUGCCGGGGGGGGGGGGGGGCGGCUGUGAAAAGCCGAGCUGUUCCCAUGGCGCUUUACGCGCCUGGACUAGGACUCCGGACUGGGCGCUAAAAUGCUUGCUUUUGGCUUGUCCAAGUUCCACAGUAUGUAUGUUGACGAAUGGAAUCCUGGGCCAAUCAAGAGUCAAAUUCAAAGUGGUACUCCUGGUUCUUCAUCCCAGACUCCGACAAGUGUAAUUUGAGACUAGAAGAGAGAGGUCUCCUACUUCUAAGAAGAGAGAGGUCUCCUACUCUAAUCUCCUCAGUUCUGGAAUUGGACUUGACAGCUCUCCUCACCAAUACUUGGACUGCAGUGGCUGCCGGGUUCUCUUAGGGGGGUCGAGUGGUGGGGUGCUCUGAAGACCAGUCCACAACACUCAGAACCUCGACAAUGGACCAAGUUUUUGAAAUUCCCGAGGAACCAAAUGUGGAUGCGAUGUCCCCUCUGGAGGAAGAUGUCAUCCGUGGGGCCAACCCCAGAUUUACCUUUCCAUUUGGCAUCCUCUUCUCCACUUUUUUGUACUGUGGGGAGGCAGCAUCUACCUUGUACAUGGUUAGAAUCUAUCGGAAGAAUAGUGAAACCUACUGGAUGGCAUACACCUUUUCCUUCUUUAUGUUUUCAUCCAUUAUGGUCCAGUUGACGCUCAUUUUUGUCCACAGAGAUCUGGCCAAAGACAAGCCACUAUCUUUGUUUAUGCAUCUAAUCCUCUUGGGACCUGUUAUCAGAUGUUUGGAGGCCAUGAUUAAGUACCUCACACUGUGGAAGAAAGAGGGGCAGGAGGAGCCCUAUGUCAGCCUCACCCGAAAGAAGAUGCUAAUAAAUGGCGAGGAGAUGCUGAUAGAAUGGGAGGUGGGCCACUCCAUCCGGACCCUGGCUAUGCACCGCAAUGCCUACAAACGAAUGUCACAGAUCCAAGCCUUCCUGGGCUCAGUGCCCCAGCUGACCUAUCAGCUCUAUGUGACCCUGAUCUCUGCAGAGGUCCCCCUGGGUAGAGCUGUGCUAAUGGUCUUUUCCCUGAUAUCUGUCACCUAUGGGGCUACUCUCUGCAAUAUGCUGGCUAUCCAGAUCAAGUACGAUGAAUACAAGAUUCGCCUUGGGCCACUAGAAGUCCUGUGCAUCACCAUUUGGCGAACAUUGGAGAUCACCUCCCGCCUCAUGAUUCUGGUGCUCUUCUCAGCCACCUUGAAAUUGAAGGCUGUGCCCUUCUUAUUGCUGAACUUCCUGAUCAUCCUCUUUGAGCCUUGGGUUAAGUUCUGGAGGAGUGGUGCCCAGAUGCCCAAUAACAUUGAGAAAAAUUUCAGCCGGGUAGGCACCCUGGUGGUGUUGAUUUCUGUUACCAUCCUGUACGCUGGCAUCAACUUCUCUUGCUGGUCAGCUUUGCAGUUGAAGUUAGCAGACAGGGACCUUGUUGAGAAAGGUCAGAACUGGGGACACAUGGGCCUGCACUAUAGUGUGAGAUUGGUAGAGAACGUGAUCAUGGUCUUGGUUUUUAAGUUCUUUGGAGUGAAAGUGUUAUUGGAUUACUGUCAUUCCUCGAUUGCCUUGCAGCUCAUUAUUGCUUACCUGAUUUCCAUUGGCUUCAUGCUCCUUUUCUUCCAGUACUUGCACCCGCUGCGCUCACUCUUCACCCACAACGUAGUGGACUACCUACACUGUGUCUGUUGCCAUCAGCACCCUCGGGGCAGGGUUGAGAACUCAGAGCCAUCUGUUGAUGCUGAAACAAGGCAGAGCAUUGUCUGAUUCUAUCUUUGGGUAUUUGGGGAUGGGUUGCGGGUUCCCAAGAGCAACUGUGAAAUGGAAGGAGACGAUGAGGCUCAUGGGUGAGUACCCUACCAGGAAAUUUUUUUUUUUUUUUGGAGAGAGCAUCCCCCAAAGAGGUUUUAUUUCCUUAAGAUUGAACUGCUGUGUUCAGACACAGUUAAGUUCUGUGUAGCCACUGUGUACCCUGUAUACCUGGGAGAGUCAGAGAUAAUCAUUCACAUUCCUCCCACCUAGGUUGUUGUCUGGCUGCUGGAUGGGAUAACUUACUUCCGGGUAUCUAAGGCUCCCUGUGAUCUUUAAGCUCUGCUCACUUGCUUGACCAUUACCGAGCUUUCCAUGGGCUGAGCUGAAAGGCGCAGCAUUCCACCAGAAUAUAUCCUGACUGAUCAGAGGAUGUGCCUGCUUUCUACGUCUGGGUACCUCCCAGGAAGCAGUCUGACUAGUGUGGAACUUGUAACUGUGAACGUGGCUGGGUGUUUUAAUUCCAAUGUGAAACUCUAAGAGGAAAACCCCUACUCUUAAUUUAAAAGAGCUGCUCCCCAAAUGAGUUACCUCUCCAUUAGGACUUUACUAGCGAUCAUUCAUCAAGGAUCUUUCUUUUCAGUGGCCCUUCAAAGAUACACUCUGAAGAGGGAGUACAGAGUAGGAUUCCUUCAAGGCAUAAACCAGAAUGACUCUUUAUCUCAGGGACCCAUAUGGCCUCCAGCCUGUUGAGUGGAGUAGUUGAGUCAAAGCUCUCACAUCAUACCUCCUUAUCAGGGGUUCCUCCUGCUUGGCUUUUCUGUGCUCUUUUAGCAACAUUGAUGUGGAUCUCCAUCCAGAAGCCAAACUGUAAUUGAAAAUGUUUCUUAUGUGUAGAAAAAAUGAAGACUGCUUUUGUCCUACUAUCCUGAGUAUUUUGUCGAUUUGAUUUUGUAAGGGGAGAGAGAAGAUAAUAAUAGUUAGGACAUCACCUAUAUGUUGUUUGGGGUUGAGAUGGUGGCUAACAUUCCAAGGUAGAGUGAAGGCAGAGGACCGCAACCAGAUCACAUUAAAUCAUCAUCAGUACUGCUUUCU
Molecule: messenger RNA, 2910 nt
Organism: Phacochoerus africanus (Common warthog)
Lineage: Eukaryota; Metazoa; Chordata; Mammalia; Artiodactyla; Suidae
Gene: XKRX
Product: XK related X-linked
Exons: 3
Coding region: 484-1833 (449 amino acids)
Cellular component (GO): membrane
Source: RefSeq, a predicted model, not a curated record